AUGGUUUCCUCUCAGUUCUCUGUCUUAAAUGGAAAUAGUUCAUCAAGGUCUUUCCUGAAUCAGUUGGUUCUACCAAAUGGUCCACCUGAUCUUUUGCCAUCUUCGACUUGUGAGGAUUUUGAUUUUUCUGAUGUGUUUGGUCCAUCUCCUGUUGAAGCCUCAAUAACACUAAGCUCCGAGAAACAUGGAGAUUCCGUAGCUACACGAGGUUCAGAUGAAAAGAUUUACAACGAUCCUGAUUGCAUUCACAUCCGCUCUCAAUCUUUAUUGGCUCCCAUAACUUGUAUUGGUCAGUCAUUGCAGCUUAGCAAGCUCACCUUACAUGAGACAGAAGAUGAAUUGGAUCUUGAGGAGGUCUUAAUAGAAACACAGAAAGAACUUAAGGAACAUUCUGUUAACAAUGCAGCAGUGGAGAAAAAUAAUUUAUACUUCAAUGAUUAUUGUCUGAAUAAUCAGACUAUUGGAGUUGAGGAUUUUGAAGUUUUGAAGGUUGUUGGGCAAGGUGCUUUUGGAAAGGUGUAUCAGGUGAGGAGGGCAGGUAGUUCUGAAAUAUAUGCUAUGAAGGUGAUGCGCAAGGAUAAGAUCAUGGAGAGAAACCAUGCUGAAUAUGUAAAAUCUGAAAGGGAUAUACUGACAAAGGUGGACAACCCAUUUGUUGUGCGGCUCAGAUACGCUUUCCAAACCAAAUAUAGGCUGUACCUUGUGCUUGAUUUUGUCAAUGGUGGCCACCUUUUCUUUCAGCUCUAUCACCAAGGCCUAUUCAGGGAAGAUUUGGCACGCUUCUAUGCUGCAGAGAUUAUUUGUGCCGUUUCUUAUCUUCAUGCAAAUCAUAUAAUGCACAGGGAUCUUAAGCCUGAAAAUAUUCUUCUCGAUGCAGAUGGUCAUGCACUGUUAACAGAUUUUGGCCUGGCUAAGAAAUUCAAUGAGACUGAAAGAUCUAAUUCUAUGUGUGGAACUGUAGAGUACAUGGCCCCUGAAAUUGUAAUGGGAAAAGGCCAUGAUAAGGCAGCUGAUUGGUGGAGUGUGGGAAUUUUAAUAUAUGAAAUGCUUACAGGAAAGCCUCCUUUCGCGGGCGGAAAUAGACAUAAGAUCCAGCAGAAGAUAAUUAAAGACAAAAUCAAGCUCCCAGCAUUUUUGUCAAAUGAAGCACAUUCACUGUUAAAAGGGCUGUUGCAGAAAGAUGUCAGCAAACGCCUUGGCAGUGGAUUAAGAAGCAGUGAGGAGAUUAAAAGCCACAAGUGGUUUAAGUCAGUUAACUGGAAAAAACUGGAAGCCCGUGAAAUUAGGCCAAGCUUUGUCCCUAAUGUUGCUGGGAAGCACUGUGUUGCUAACUUCGAGGAGCGGUGGACUACUAUGCCUUUGGUGGAUUCUCCAGCUUCUAGUCCCAAAAAGGAUGACAAUACCUUCAAGAAGUUCUCAUAUACUGGUAUUCCAAUCGAGUAA
This is a messenger RNA of Sphenostylis stenocarpa, 1443 nucleotides long. The record is from the annotation of a GenBank genome assembly. Lineage: Eukaryota; Viridiplantae; Streptophyta; Magnoliopsida; Fabales; Fabaceae.